AUGCAUCGGCUUUUGUGGGACGGCCAGAUUUUAGAAGAGUUUUCAAUGUCCAUUGGCCGACUGCCCAUUUUUAACACGAACGUUCGUUCACGACCCGAUUACCUGUCAACUGUGCUGCUCGGCGAGGAGGUGCAUGGUUCAUCGGUCAGCUUCAGAGACAUGCGCUACUCACCGUUGAUCGGUGGCUUUGUAGUCGUGCUAACGGACGGAAGAGCAGGUCUCAUGAUUGCUGCCUCUCCCCGAUUCGAUCCUUCCGUAAGUGUGUGUAUGUGCUCUUCUUUUCUUUAGCG
Molecule: messenger RNA, 290 nt
Organism: Soboliphyme baturini
Lineage: Eukaryota; Metazoa; Nematoda; Enoplea; Dioctophymatida; Soboliphymatidae
Source: the annotation of a GenBank genome assembly